Molecule: messenger RNA, 2055 nt
Organism: Gadus chalcogrammus (walleye pollock)
Lineage: Eukaryota; Metazoa; Chordata; Actinopteri; Gadiformes; Gadidae
Exons: 5
Coding region: 1-1758 (585 amino acids)
Source: RefSeq, a predicted model, not a curated record
AUGCUCGUCAGCUACUAUCAUGAUGACUUCAGGAAGGUGAUGGUGGAGCAUUUGGGGUCCCUGGAGGUCAUAAAAGUGAACGCCGCUGCCUUGGAGAGGGUGCUCCGCGAGUUCUUCGAGCAAAACAAAAUACCAUGGAAACAUCUUGUAAGCAUGCUUAUGGACUCAUGUUCGGUCAUGAGGGGCAGCAAGACCAACCUUGAAAAAAGGAUCCUACAGCACUGUCCAACCCUGCUUGAUAUUGAUGGAGACUCGUGUCACCACAUUCACAACGCAGCGAAGAAGUUUACAGAGCCCUUUGAAUACCAUCUUGAGCAGCUGUUCAAUGAUCUGCAGACAGACCAUCGGUGGUGUCCUGAUCAGGUGAUGUACCUCAAGGAGGUAUCUCAAAUUCUGAACAUCCCUGCCUCCAACCCUCAGAGGGGCUUUGUAUCCCAUCGUUGGCUCUCUGCAUAUGAUGCUAGCAUGGCAACCUACGCAAUGCUGCCAGCAUACAAGGUUCUCUAUUUUGGAUUUCUGUCUGCAGAAGACAAGGACCUUUACAAAGAGCCUCUGGAAAGUAUAUACACAAAGUACACCGUCAAUCCGACUGCAAGGGCCAGAAUUAGAACCCUACAUGAGGACCUCAACCGAAAAGGCAUGACACAGCAAGGGAAAGACAGGAAGAAAAGGGUCUGUCGAAAGGUGUGGCAUGAGGAGACUACAACGCUACUACAGCUCAGCGUUUACAUGGGUGUAUUGGCUAUCCUGAAGGAAUAUGUCAUGGUUUUCCAGGGUAGCCAGACGUUGGUGCACAAACUCCCUGACAAGCAGUUUGAGCUGUUCCUGGCUUUUUUGGCUUGCUUCAUAAAAGGGGAACACAUCACUCAAUUGUCUCCCAGGGCUCUGGGAGAAAUGGUGCUGGAGGAUAACAUGCUGCUGCCUGCCAUGGAGUUCUAUGUUGGACAGGAAGCAGACACAUUCAGGACCAGGAAUCCCAAUCAUGCGCUGCUAGAGCCAUUCCUGAAACAAGUCAAAACAGCCUACACCACCACUGCUGUCUACAUGCAGAAAAAACUUCCAUUGUCCAGCCAGACACUGAUUGCCCUGUCUUCUCUGGACCCACUUCUAAGAGGCCACUCACAGGCAACCAUCCAGCUGAAGAGGUUGGGUGGAAUGCUAGACCACCUUUUACCAGCCGUCAAGGACAUCCACAAAGAAAUCCUACUGUACAACAUUGAUCUUAACGUGCCCACGUUCAAGGAGGGGGAUAGCAUGGUGGAGUGGUGGGGUCAUGUCUUUGACAACAGAUCUAAGUACCCAGCCCUUAGUGCAAUGGUAAAAUGUGCCCUCUCCAUCUUUCAUGGACCCAGAGUUGAAUCAUCUUUCAGCCUAAUGAAUGAAAUCCUUGACCCCAGAAGUGGAAACAUGAAAAUAUCAACAUUCGGUGCCAUCCAAACAGUGAAAUACACACUCCAGUCCAGGGAGAAGACGGCUGUGGAGUUGUUCAAAAGGAAGGAUGUGAGGUAUGGGGAGGUGGACCGCACACUCUGUAAGAACAUCCGGUCUGCAGGAAGCACUGACAAACUCCAAAGACAGCAGAAUAUGAUAGAAAAGCAAAGGCAGCAGAUCGAGUAUGGCUGCCAAGCAUCAGGUAGUGCUUCCUUGAGCAAAAGGCAGAAGGCUGAGGAAGAAAAGAACGCAAGAAUGAGGCAUGCUGCAAAACAGCGAAAGCGGGCCCUUGAGACACUGGUCCAGGCCAAGAAGAAAAAUAAAUAAUGGCAUACUCCUAUUGCCCUGUCCUCUGUCCUCCUAUUGGGGCUGCCCUUGCACAUAAUAAAUUAAUGCUUUGUUCGAAAUUGUGCGCAGUCCUGUAAUUUUUUUUAACUUGUGACUAACCCUAAUGCAUUAAAAAAGUAAUACAAAUGUAAAAGAAAACUCCCCGGAGUAUAAACCUGGAACCCUAUAGUGGGUCUGUGUUUUUCUCAGCUCACGCAUCAUUCUCACCUUUUUCACCCCGAGCCAGUUUGCAUGCCUGCAUAGAAUAUACUCAUUAAUUUCUACCACAGUAUUCCC